This is a messenger RNA of Cucumis sativus (cucumber), 717 nucleotides long. RefSeq lists its product as uncharacterized. The transcript has 3 exons. The coding region runs from base 330 to 686 and encodes 118 amino acids. Lineage: Eukaryota; Viridiplantae; Streptophyta; Magnoliopsida; Cucurbitales; Cucurbitaceae. The record is from RefSeq and is a predicted model, not a curated record.
CAAUUAUUUAUUUUUCUGCAAUAAUUCUACUUCUAGAACCUAAAUUUUGAAAGCCUACUAAUUUUUCAGAAUUAAUUCGAGACCCCACUUUUUCUCCCCUUCCUACCUACGGUUACUUUUUGCUUAAACUUUAAAAGUUGUUUGAAAAUUUUUGCUGAAACUUGUAAAAUUUGUUUGAAGUUCGUAUAUCUCUCACAUAUUGCAAGGUUUCUUAAUUAUUUUAUUGAAUUUCCUACAUAAAUGCAUUCAAAUAUGAGUUGACAUUAUUGGAAAAGAUCCGUCAUCCUAAAGUAGUUCAGUUUUUUGGUGUCGUUACUCAGAAUUUGCCUAUGGUGAUUGUUUCUGAAUACCAUCCGAAGGAACGUGUUGAUGUAAAAUCUUUCAGUUUUGAUGGAUCUUAUUACAAGCUUUCAACUCUUCUUAGCACGACUUCUGACAGAACAAAGGGAACAAAAAUGAACAACGCAAAUCAACAUCAAGAGCAAUCAGGCAGUGAUAUUAGCAUAGAUGGCAGAGAUGCACAUUUGAUAUUAACUAUAAGUAAUAUAGCAGAAAAUAUGGAAGGUCAUACUCAAACAGAAAAGGGACUGCUAGAAAUGAUUGAAAAUCUUCCGUUGGUAAGCCAACCACUUCCACUUUGUGAGAUGCUACCAUUAACUACUGGCAAAGGUCUUGCAUUAGUUUAAUUGGUAUGUGUGCCCUAAAGGGAUAAAAGCU